UAUGACAUUUUUGAAAGGGUGAUGUUGUUACUCCUGGAUCAGCGAUGGAUUUAGACUGGCAGUCUGACUGAGGUGCAGUAUGAAUUUAAGAUCUGGGGAAAUGAUAUGGUGCCAGCUGCCUGAUAGUUAUGGCAGUACAAGAUGGACAACCCAUGAACCUCAGUGACAGUGAAGAUGGAGAAUGGCCUACAGAAGAGGUGCAGCCAUUACUGGACAACAAAGCACAAACAUUAGGUGGAGCACAACAUGUUACCAACAUACCCUUAGUGCCACUGGCAGGCUCCAGGCAGUGCUGCUCAGCCCGCUGGAACUUGUCCUUCUUGAUGUUCCUGGGGUUCGGUAUGGUUUAUGCUCUACGUGUUAACCUUAGUGUGGCAAUGGUAGCCAUGGUCAAUGGUACAGCUCCUCAGCCAGUAGACAACAGCACCUAUUUGGCCGUGUGUCCAGAUCAUUCAACUGACAACAGUAGCAACACCAGCAGGGAAACGCUAAGGGUUCAACAGUUCCAGUGGGAUUCAACGACUCAGGGAGUGAUUUUGAGUUCAUUUUUCUAUGGGUACAUCCUUACUCAGGUUCCAGGGGGUUACCUAGCAGGCUACUUUGGGGGAAAGCUUUUUCUGGGCCUUGGGGUGCUGGUCACCGCAGUCUUAACAUUGCUUACCCCACUAGCAGCCAGUCUAGGGGUACCCUACCUUGUUAUCCUAAGGGCCCUAGAGGGCUUUGGAGAGGGUGUGACCUAUCCUGCAAUGAAUGCCAUGUGGGCAAAAUGGGCUCCUCCUCUUGAGCGCAGCCGGCUGAUGACCUUUUCUGGCACAGGUGGUAGCUUUGGGUCAUUUGUGGCGCUCCCCAUUACCGGAUUCAUUUGCCAUUCCCUUGGCUGGGCUUACGUCUUUUACAUCUUUGGUAAACUGUUUUCCACGGGGGCCGCUGGCUGUAUCUGGGCGCUGUUGUGGUUCUGUCUGGUCACCGAUGAACCUCUCUCUCACCCCAGAAUCAGCAAGCAGGAGAGAGAUCACAUCACCAGUUCAGUUGGUUUACAGGGUAAGUGCCAUGGAUGGACUCUCCCGUUUCUAUCGAUGCUCACUUCUCUCCCACUCUGGGCCAUCAUCAUUGCUCAUUUUUGCAUCAACUGGUCUUUCUACACUCUACUGACGACAUUGCCAUCCUAUAUGUCCCAAGUGCUACACUUCAGCAUCAAAGAAAAUGGAUUCCUCUCUGCAGUGCCUUAUUUCACUUCUUGGGUCAUGUCUAUCAUUUGUGGUCAGCUGGCUGAUCGCAUGCGGGAGCGGCGUAUUGCCAGCACGACAUUUGUACGCAAGAUGUUUACAGUCAUAGGGUCAUUGCUACCCGCAGCCUUCUUCAUUGCAACAGCAUUUAUUGACUGUGAUUAUGUAGCAGCAAUGGUGUUCCUCACUGUGUCUUCCACUCUGAUUGCCGCUAACUCAGCUGGAUUUAGCAUCAAUCACAUCGAUAUUGCACCAAGGUAUGCCGGUGUGCUGCUGGGCAUCACUAACACAUUUGGGACACUGCCUGGGAUGAUCGCACCCACAGUAGUGGGGUACCUCACUGCUCAGAAUGCUUUGGCUGGGUGGAAAAUAGUGUUCUACAUUUCAGCAGCUAUACUGACAUUUGGUGGAGUAUUUUAUACGGCCUUUGGUAGUGGUGAACCUCAAGUCUGGUCUAAGGGCAUUCCAGAGGGAAAACAGAGAGACCAGAAGAGCAUUACAUCACCCACGCUUAUAAACCAUCCUGUCUGGUCACCAGAUCCCGAUGAAUAGCAUGGAUCGGUAAAGUCUUGAGAAGAUCACUAGUCAACGUUAACAAUGAACUCUGGAGGUUUUCACUGGCUUGUAUUCAAUUACAAUGUAGCAUAGUUAAGAAAUCACGUUAGUAUGCAUUGACAAAACAACAUAUGCGACCAGAUAUUACUUUGUGCAGGGCUACCAAUCAUCCAGCUAGAAACUGCUAAUUUUGCUAAUGUUAAACACCAGUAUUUGUCAGUUAAUAUCAGACAGUCAGGUGACUUAGGCCAACAGGAAGACCGUGUGUUAUGGGUGCAUUUCUGCAUUACAAUUCAGGAGCAUUUAGGCACUUAACCAUUUGUAAUUAUCUCUGUCAGAGAGGUGGCCAUACUGCAAGAGAUGUGUGAACAGUUCGCAGCUGAGGUGUCCUGCAGAGUGAGAACAAUUAAAUGGAAAUACAACAGCAAAGACAAUCAAAAGUUAGCAGAGUACUGUAUGAUUUUUCGUCUACUAACAGUAACUGUAUAUAGCCUGCUGAAACUGCAAUGCCAAUACAUAAUAGUCAGUUAUAUAAGACACAAAUCUUUCAAAGAUUCCGCUUGCCAGCCUUCUCGGCUCUAACCACAAAUCUUUCUUAGUUAUGGAAGUGUAAUCAUGAACUAAAAUAGUAGAUAAAAUAGAAUCAUUGAAAUGGCCAGGAUGUAUAAGAAGCCAGGAAUCAAGGGUUUAUUUUUAAAGUUUUGAAUCAUUGAGCUUACUGAAAAACUUAACUUGAAAAACAAUUUCCAUUUUCUUUUUGUUAACCUCCAGGUCUAUUUUUUUUUAAUUAAACACUAGUCAAUUACAAAAUGUAUAAAUCUGAAAUGGAGCCAUUUUGAAGAAAGGGACUUAGAAAAGUAGAACUUAAACCCUUAGGGACAAGUCGGCCAAGAAUGAUCAGCUUGCAGCUUCAUAUGUUGCAUUUUCCACCCCACCAUCUCUUUGAAUUCAAGAUGUACAUACGUGCUUGCUAACCUGGACUUUAAAUGCACCAUUCUUUUAAAUUAUAUUAAGAACAUGACUGAACUGCAGUGUGUGGAUGUGGGAGUAGUCUGCAUAAUGGAUGUGGAUGUUGCACCUUAGGAAAGCGUAUAACAUCCACCUGAUUCCACCAACUGAUUAAAUAAUGAAAUUGUACAAACUAAAAAUAUAAAAAUUAACAAAAGAACAAAUGCUCUCAGUGUUAAUUUACUACAGAGUUUCCCAAACUCAGUCUUGGUGUGGUGCUGUAACUGUAGGCUGUUGAUUUUAUUAACAGCUAUACCUUCUGACUCUAUAUGUGUGACUCUGUAUAGCACUGCUGAGUCACAGCUUCAGAGAUCUUGUUUCAAUUCUUGACUUAAUCACUGUCCCUACUACUUUGUCUGCUUUGGUUUUUUACUAAAUAAUCCAUUUUCCUGUCACAUCCCAAAAAUGUGUAUGAAUCUGGUGAGUGUCUUCAUUGGCCCAGUAUGAGUGUAUGCAUAAGUGUGUGUGUGUGUGUGGAUGUUGAAUAAAAACUAACGAAUAUAUGCUGUGAUGAACACAGCUUUUCUUACUUAUCAUAUAGGCAGUAGUGGCACUUUGAGGAGAACUGAACUGGAACAUGUACAGUUAAUGGCGCAUUCCCUACCACAGACUCACUGUUUGAAUCUGAGUAAGCCAUUUAGCCUGCCCACUUUUAAAUCUGAUUAUAAUUUUUAUGUGAAACAUGUUGGUAUGCUGUUUUUAUUAUGAAAUGCUUUAUAUUAGUAUAGGACUCACUUGCUAUGUUUUAUUGUUAUUUCUUUGUAAUUAAAUUACAUAGUAUGUUAUGUCUAUACGUGUGUUGGCAUACACUCAACCAGCAGGCCAUCACUGAUAAAAAAAAGGAUCCAGCUCCCUGUGGCCCAGUCUAAAAAAGGGUGUCUCUUGGCAUGCAUUUCUGUUACUGAAUGGGUGUACUGCCUUACACUGGUUUGAUUCCAUCCUAGGGAGCCAUGUGUGUGUAAAGACUGCGUGUUGUUUCUGUGUUUGUGUGGGUUUCCUAAAGGAACUCUGGUGCUGUUGGGCCAUUUGGUUACAUUUACAUGAUCCCCAUGAAGUACUGAUAAGUCUGCUGAUAUGGACAUACAAUGAUAACAUGUCCAGCGUCAGCCAACUUACUAUAUUAAGCAGGAAGAGCCACUAAAGAAAAUGGAUGAUAAGUGAAUAGGAAUAAUGCUAUAGAUACAAAAAAAUAUGAGCCUGGCUUUUGUUUUAUGAUUUUGUAGGUUGAAUUUACACAGUGCAGCUGAAAAUAAAAAUGAUUUUGUACUUUGUUA
Messenger RNA from Polypterus senegalus (gray bichir), 4063 nucleotides. Its product is annotated as sialin. Bases 129 to 1778 code for a protein of 549 amino acids. Lineage: Eukaryota; Metazoa; Chordata; Cladistia; Polypteriformes; Polypteridae. The transcript has 12 exons. Gene Ontology annotation, biological process: transmembrane transport; monoatomic anion transport. The record is from RefSeq and is a predicted model, not a curated record. Gene Ontology annotation, molecular function: transmembrane transporter activity.